AGCUCAUCAGAAAAUCCAAGGAGGAAUACAACUCGAGAAAUUCUGUUCUCUAACUACGACAAAGACGUUAGACCAAAUCAAGGAGGUAGCUAUAUUCGUUUUGUUCAUCAAGAUUAUAGGAGAUUAAAUGUUCUUCUUAAAUUAUUUUGCAUGCCUUUCUCUGCAACAUAAUUGCCACUCAAAAUAUUUUGCUUGUUGCAUAUUAAAUGUUAACAGGCCUAUAAAAUAUGAAGCGGGAGUGAAGUGAUUAUUUCAUCCGCCAAUUGCAUGAAGUUGCCAUAGGUGGGAAAACUCCCGAGAAGAGGUAGAAAGAGAUACUCAACGAAAAAUUUCUAAUGGCCGCCCAAUGGCGAGGCCGGAAACCCUAGGGAAAACACGCGGCUUAUAGCAAAUAAGGCUUCCGUAAAUAAUAUUUAACGAAUUAUCAAAUGAAAUAUAUUUUCUCAAGGACAUUGCAUCACUUAUCUAGACUGAAAAGAGGUACUUCUUUCGGAGUGCAGCUUCAAUGGGUAGGCCAUUAUAAGGAGCAACAUAAAGUUCUAAAGUGAUGACGUGAUAAAAAUUAAAUUUGGGAAAUAAUAGGAUUUGUCAGGAUUUUCUGAAAGGACAACAUCCAAGAGGAUUACUUGCGAAAAGCAUUGUGGGGCAAGUUGUCUCUGAGAUAUUACCCCAGUAAUGCAUUGAAGACUCCAUACAAAUCUUUCUAAAGUUGACUUGGGUCUAAACAUUUGGCAAGUAGGAUUCUUGGAUGUUGUCCUUUUAGAAUAUCCUGACAAAUCCCACAAUUUCACAAAUUUAAUUUUUAUGACGUCAUCACUUUUGAACUCUAUUGUGGUGGUUCUGGGGGCUGGGGCUAAUUGGUCACGUGUUCCUGAUUUAUUAAUAUGCCAAACUGAAGAUCUUAACUAGAGACCUUUAGCAUCAGGCAAACCGCAAACCGCAGUUACGCGUUUGCAGUUUCGCGUUGCCGAGAUUUCAAACUUUAGCAAGGCUUUCAGUUCAGUUCAUUUUUAGUCAGCCAAAAUAUAAUACAAUACAAGAAUACAUAUUCUUGGGUUGCACGUGACGUCACCAAAAAUCAAACUCAGAAACUAUCGAUUCUUCUGAGUUUCUACUUUCACGGGCUAUUACAGUACCUAAACACCUUUACAUAAACAAAUUUUUGGUUCGAAAGGGUUCUUCGUUUUGCGAGAGAGGACGCUUGAAUUUCCAGGCUUUUGCGUGACGCGGCAUUUAGCUGGCGGCCGGGAAAGCUCUUAUGUGGGUUAAAAACAUUACCGAUUUUGGGAGAUUUUGCAAUCUAAACAUUCCUUGUCUCAGAAUAAAUAUUACUGUAAUCUUUAUGAGUUCCUCAAGCGAAGAAUUCACGCGUUAGUAGGAAAACUCGAAAACAGAUGUUUCUGUUGGUAUCCGGCAGCCAUAUUGGUGUUCCUGAAAGGGACACCAAGAUGGCGUUUCCAUACAAAGCUUUAAAAAUUUUGGUAAACCGUUUUUCCCAAUAUCUCGCAUUUGAAAUGUUUCACAGACCUGAUUCUUGGCAAGAGUUUUUGUAUAUUUAUCUUUUUUCAUUUCCCAGAUUCUAGUCCUUCUGUAUUGAAUGGUUUGCAUUUUUAUUUUUCAUUGCGUGACAGUGCAAGCCGAGAAUAGGAAUUGUAAGUUUGGAAGGGAGCCAAGAAGAAACCAAAAGGCUUUAUGAAGCCUGGGCUCCCCAGUCUCAAAGAAAUAAGCAAAAUAAAAUGAAAUUCGCGGAGUGAUACGUUAAAAAUAGGAACUAAACAGAGACUGAGUUAAGAUUUGGAUUCAGUAACAAGAUAGAAAAAAAAUUAACUCUGGAUUGGAACAAAAUACUUUCCUUUGUUAGUACGGCAGAAAGGAAUAUAAAAUUAAUUUGAACUAGGCGUUCAUUGUUUUGGGUCCGCCAUGUUGUUGUCAUCAAAUCGAAGUGCAUCAGUUUACAGUCGCCCAAAAAUCAGCAAUAAUUCAUUGACUCGAGAUCAAAAAUCCAGCAAACACAUCGCAAACGGAUAUAAAAGGCUUGUUCAUACCUUUAAACGCGAGGCUGUACAAUUUUUUGUGGCAAAAAAACCUUGCCAUAAAUCACCGACCGCUGGAAGCUCUUCCUGCGGUUCAAACGUGAACUGCAAACUGCCAACGUGACCGCAAAGCCGUGGUCACGUGACUUUUGCGGUUUGCGGCUUGCAGUUUCCCAUGAAAAACCGGAUGCUAAAGGUCCCUACUGUACCUCUAUACCCCGGAGGGUCUACCUAAUCAUAACUGAACAUGUUUGCGUUACAGUUGCUCCACUCACAGUGGAACUUGAUCUGUACGUUGAAUCAUUUGCUAACAUUGCUGAAGCCAACAUG
Messenger RNA from Porites lobata, 2363 nucleotides. NCBI's taxonomy places the organism in Eukaryota, Metazoa, Cnidaria, Anthozoa, Scleractinia, Poritidae. The record is from the annotation of a GenBank genome assembly.